Meriones unguiculatus (Mongolian gerbil) is the source of this 9307-nucleotide messenger RNA. RefSeq names its product BRF1 RNA polymerase III transcription initiation factor subunit (gene Brf1). NCBI's taxonomy places the organism in Eukaryota, Metazoa, Chordata, Mammalia, Rodentia, Muridae. The transcript is spliced from 18 exons. Gene Ontology annotation, cellular component: transcription factor TFIIIB complex; transcription preinitiation complex; nucleus. Gene Ontology annotation, molecular function: RNA polymerase III general transcription initiation factor activity; TBP-class protein binding; RNA polymerase III type 3 promoter sequence-specific DNA binding. Bases 361 to 2391 code for a protein of 676 amino acids. Gene Ontology annotation, biological process: DNA-templated transcription initiation; transcription preinitiation complex assembly; transcription by RNA polymerase III. The record is from RefSeq and is a predicted model, not a curated record.
CCUCGGCCCCGCCCUCCUCGCACGCCUGCAGGACCGGCCCGCUGCGGGUUUGUGGCCCGCGAGGCCUACGGGCUCCGCGUUUGGAGCUUCGCUUCAGGCUGGCCGGACCGCGGCGGUUCGGUCCCGGCGUACCGACGCUUCUUGAGUUCCUUUCUUGGUCCCGCGGCUGCGGCCGUUGGACGCGGCAAGGCCCGGACGCGCGAGGCGAAUCUGCCGCGACGAAUCGGCGGGCGUGGCGCUGGCGGCCUCGCGAGAGUGCGGCACAGACGGAGGCGGCGCGACGGGCCUUGCGGACUGAGGGCCGCGGGCUGAGAGCGGGCAGCGGAGUGGCGGGGGCCGGCCGGGCCCCGCGGCUCCGACAUGACGGGCCGCGUCUGCCGCAGCUGCGGCGGCACGGACAUCGAGUUAGACGCGGCGCGCGGCGACGCGGUGUGCACGGCCUGCGGCUCGGUGCUCGAGGACAACAUCAUCGUGUCCGAGGUGCAGUUCGUGGAGAACAGCGGCGGAGGCUCGUCGGCGGUCGGCCAGUUCGUGUCACUGGACGGUGCUGGCAAAACCCCAACCCUAGGCGGUGGCUUUCAUGUGAACUUGGGAAAGGAAUCAAGAGCACAGACCCUACAGAAUGGGCGGCGCCACAUCCACCACCUGGGGAGCCAGCUGCAGCUGAACCAGCACUGCCUGGACACUGCCUUCAACUUCUUCAAGAUGGCUGUAAGCAAGCAUCUUACCCGAGGACGGAAAAUGGCCCAUGUGAUUGCUGCCUGCCUCUACUUGGUUUGCCGAACUGAAGGCACACCUCAUAUGCUCCUGGACCUCAGCGACCUGCUCCAGGUGAAUGUGUAUGUGCUGGGGAAGACGUUCCUGCUCCUGGCGAGGGAGCUGUGCAUCAACGCCCCAGCUAUAGACCCGUGCUUGUACAUUCCACGCUUUGCUCAUCUACUGGAGUUUGGGGAGAAGAACCAUGAGGUAUCCAUGACAGCCCUGAGGCUUCUGCAGAGAAUGAAGAGAGAUUGGAUGCACACGGGUCGGCGCCCCUCUGGCCUUUGUGGAGCAGCGCUUUUGGUUGCAGCCAGAAUGCAUGACUUCCGGAGAACCGUCAAAGAAGUCAUCAGUGUGGUCAAAGUAUGCGAGUCCACACUACGGAAGAGGCUCACAGAAUUUGAAGACACUCCCACCAGCCAGCUCACCAUUGACGAGUUUAUGAAGAUUGACUUGGAGGAGGAGUGCGACCCUCCCUCGUACACGGCUGGGCAGAGGAAGCUGCGCAUGAAGCAGCUGGAACAGGUCCUGUCAAAAAAGCUAGAAGAAGUUGAAGGUGAAAUAUCCAGUUACCAGGAUGCCAUUGAAAUUGAGUUAGAAAACAGCCGACCAAAAGCAAAAGGGGCUCUUGCCAACUUGUCAAAGGAUGGCUCCGGUGAGGAUGCCACGUGCAGCCCAUUCUGUGAGGAGGACACUGAGGACGAAGAGCUGGAGGCUGCUGCCAGCCACAUGAACAAGGACUUUUACCGAGAGCUCCUGGGGCAUGAUGGUGGCUCAGAAGCAGCAGAAGGCCCUGAUGGGGGCAGCAGGCCCCUUGCCCUGGAGUCCCUACUUGGCCCUCUGCCCACAGCAGCCAGCCUGGGCAUCUCCGACUCCAUCCGAGAGUGCAUCUCCUCCCCAAGUGGGGACCUCAAAGACGCUUCAGGGGAUGGGGAGCUGGACCUCAGCGGCAUCGAUGACCUUGAAAUUGACAGAUACAUCCUAAAUGAGUCAGAAACCCGUGUAAAAGCCGAGUUGUGGAUGCGGGAGAAUGCUGAGUACCUGCGGGAGCAAAGAGAGAAAGAAGCAAGAAUAGCAAAGGAAAAGGAGCUUGGCAUCUAUAAGGAACACAAGCCCAAGAAGUCUUGCAAACGCCGGGAGCCAAUCCUGGCCAGCACAGCUGGGGAGGCUAUUGAGAAGAUGCUGGAACAGAAGAAAAUCUCCAGCAAGAUCAACUACAGUGUUCUGCGGGACCUUAACAGCAAGGGUGGGGGCAGCCCACCCAGAGAGGACUCACAGCCCCCAGAGCGUGCUGGCACCAAGAAGCUGUCACGGAGGAAAAGAGCAGCUAGCAGGAGUAGCGCCGAUCCUGGGACAAGCACAGGGAAGAGGUUGAGGCCUCUGGUGUCUGCACAGCCCACUAAGAAGGCAGCUGUGGGAGAGGCCUUGCUUUUAAGUUCUCCUGCCUUGGGAGCUGAGCCCAUCAAGCCGUCAGCAGUCUUGGUGGAGAGUGGCCCUGUGUCGUACCAUCCUGAGGAGGAUGCAGAUGAGGAGGACGCUGAGGAAGAGGAUGGGGAGCCCUGCGUCAGCGCUCUUCAGAUGAUGGGUGGCAAUGAUUACGGCUGUGAUGGUGAUGAGGAUGACGGCUACUGAGUGGAACUCAAGGCCAGGCAGCAUCCUGGUGCUGGACUCCAAGUGUGUUUGUCUUACGGCGGUCAGAUGGGCCCUGGGACCACAGCUCACAGGCAUGAUUCCUGAGACUCGACCAGUCAAGCACUGCCCCACUUGAUUUGAAGCACUCUUCCCAUGGCCACAUUGUGGCCCCAUCGGACUUACUGUUGGGAAUCAUGUUUUGAGCAAUGUAAGGGAUAUUUUUUGCCCAGCAAAGGAAACUAGCUGUGUGUUUAUGUGUAGUGAAACAUGGUCAGGGAGUAGCCAGGUCUGGAUCCCAGUUCAUGGCCUAGCCCACUAGUCAUUGUUCAACAGAAAUCCUCAGGCAGUCACUGCAUGCUCCCAUCAUAAGAAGAUGGAAGCACAAGGGCUUCAGUCAAGAAGCAGAGCCCUGGUCUUACCUGCUGCCUGUGUUCUCUGCCCUGCCCUUCCCAUCCUGGAGAGAGAGGUAUUAGGCAGGACACAUGUGGCCAUUAAUGAUAGGCAGCCAUAGUGUGGAGCCCCUGCCUGUAACUGCAGCUCCAGCUUCCCACCAUCUCCAAUGCCCAUCUAUUGUCUUCAGCCACCGAGACCAUUACAGUCUUUAGCCUCCUGCUUAGGACUCAUAAGUAGUGUACCCAGGAGCCUUUGAGGCUACUCAGUAGCAGAUUAGUCAAGUUAAUCAGUGCCCAGAAAGUAGAGACCAGCAGGCCGAACAUGCCUUCAUGCAGUUUCCUGCUGAUGUCCAGCACAACCUGUGUGGAGUCUGGGCUCUACUCCUGCCCCAUCACUUGGAAUGAGCCUUUAGUACUGAAUAGAACCCUCCGCCAAGGAGCCUACAAGCUGUCUCCUGGGCUGAGACUGAGUGCUUGACUGUUCAGAGGUGGGGCCAGGCCUGAGAUGCUGAGCCGGGGGCAGCUGCAAACAGAAGUAGACGGCAGGACAGAUAGGAAGUGAUUUUGAUGAGAAGAUUGCAGGAUGGCUUUGGAUUCUACCUGGGAUGUGUAACUGUAGUCAAGGGCCCUUCCCGGAAGUGGGGUCAGAACUGUGGUGGAGUGUUUUAGGAUGUUUGUGUGCAUAUAUAUGGCAGGACUUGCCUGUGGCAUAGAGAGAGUAUGGGGUAACGGAUGAGAGGUAAGAACUGAGGACAUAGAGACAAGUACCCUGGGAAAGGAACUGAGACCAGCUCCCCAGCUGUGCCUUUUCUGCCAGGAGACAGUAGGAGGAGGGCUUGUCUGUGCUGGGAAAUAAGCAAGGGCCAGUAAGGCAAGAGUGGUGGUGUGAAGUAAUUGAAUUCCAUAUCACUGUGGAUAGAGUUGAAGAAAGUUGGGACAGAGGGAGGGGGACAGUGGUGAGGACUGUCCCUAGAAGAUAGGUGACAUAUCUUCUUUGUGGAAGGGUCCUGAAAUGGUUGAGGAGUAAGGUCCCAGUAGGGGGCAGCAGUGAAGUAGGCAAGAUGCCUCUGAGCUGAGGUCACAGCCUUGUAUUUGAGCGACCAGCAGCACUAAUGUGAGGUUCCAGGAGGCACUGUGUCUUUAUGACCCCAUUCUGCAUGCAGUUAAUCCAUUUCUGUGUGUUCUUUUCUGACUGGGAUUAUCACAGUAGGAUCCCUCUGCCUGGGAUCUUCCAGAGUGCCUCAGACAGCCUCCUGGGGAAGAACCAGGCCUCACCACACUGAACCUUAGAAAAGGGGAAGAGGGAGGCCAUUGGAUCCUGCAUUCUAGACUGGGACCCUGUCUGGUGUGCACACUUCAGUGCUGAACAGACAGGAAAUCUCCCAGACUCCUCUGUCCUCUCCUACUGCCUUCCUGCCAAGCAGAGGGAGGUGCAGGGGAACUACCUAUAGGAUGCACUGUCCAGGUUUCCUCCCAACAACAUGAACAGAGGAGCCUAGUACUUGGUUCUCACACCAUCCUUUGCAAACUGGGUGGUCACUGGGACAAGACAGGAACAGUCAGCAAGGUUCCUGAUAACCCUAGAUGGCUGAGGCUUGGCAGAGUGUGUGCCUGUCUGUAGGGGUAACUGGGGCCUCCUCCCAGGAGCUGGGCCACAGAAUGAGAAGUUAUAGCCACGCAAAGCUCUCGGUCACUGUUCCCACUUGGAGUUGUUCCCUCCAGAGCAUGGGGCCCAGUGAAAGGCUUGUCCAGCCUAUGAUGGGCCCUGAUUUUCUAACCCAGCUGUUUUACCCUACUGUACACCUACUAGAGCAGGAGUGAAAUGAGUCCCCCCAUUGGGCCCACUCCUUUGCCCAGAUACCUAUCUAGGAACCAUGGGACAUACUUGCCUUGUCAGUGGGAGAGAAAUGAAUGGAAUGGAGCAUGGGUCCAGCUGGAUGGCUGUCUGCCACCCUCUGAGUUUUGCCUCUGUGCUUAAAGUCUCUGUUACCAGAUGCUUGGCUAGAUGGCAUGGACCCUGCAAGAAACUCCCUGAGGCUAGAGAAGCAGGGCCUCAAUGGGUAUUGCUACUGAGGGAAUGGAGUGCCUGCAUCUUAGGAUACCUGUUAAACCCAGCAUUUUUCCUUUGGCCUGCCUUUUAAGAGGCAUAGAACAGGAGUUAAGAAAUGGGGACUGAAGGAGGUUGCUGUUUGUAGAUCGCUUCUUUCAGAAUAGAUGACCUGGGUUCUAAUUGUUCUCUGCUCAGCAGUUUCUGAUGAGUUAGGCCCUGGACGAAGGGACUAUAGGCAGUAGCUGGAACUGGAGCUAGGGUGGUUUCUCAGGGGUCCUUCCAGUAUAGGGAGCCAAGACUGGGCCAGCCCCUGAAGUCCUUGACUUUAGUGAAGAGAUCCAGACAGCUAAACCCCAUUGGAUAUCUGGAGCCACAGCCUACUUCAGUCCCAUAUCCAGCCCCUCCAUAACCCUUGCAAGCUCUGGGUGCACCCCAGCUGGAACUAAAUACCCUAUGUAAGUUAGGGUAGAGGGGAGUCUGACUUCAUUUGUCCCUCCCUCCUUGUCCCUCUCUGAAGCUUUGGGGUAUAACUCUUGUCAGGCAAGCCUGUGGCAAGAACCCAAAUCUUGGGUCUCUUCUGGGCACAGACAAAACACCUGCUUACUUAGUUUCCAACCCAUUUUUGUGACUGCUGGGGUGGGAGGCAGCAAGGUAGUCUUCCAUACCCCAUGAGUGAGGGCCUCUGAUAGCUGUACCCAGGUGUGGUGACUGCAGUACAGGUUAGUGUUACUUAGUGGUGUCUUUUGAGGGUGUCCCUACUUACCUACUGUGGCUCUUCCUGGCCUGUUCCUCUGCACCUAUCUUAGCAGCCUCCUCCAGGGGCCCAGCCAAGGACAACAGUCUUGCUCCAAGGAAGCCCUGGAUAACGCUGACCUUGCUUAUCCCUGUCAGGGUUGGGGUUUCCACAUGACCCUGGAGGCAGGCAAGCAUGAUUUUAGUCAGUCGUGAGAGUGUACACUUCAGAUCAUUGCUGCCUGAGCCUCCCCGGUGGUCUUGACCUAGGUGGAGUUUAAUAUUCAGUACCAUUGUUUUGUGGGGUCACAGACCAGAGCCCAAAGCCAGCAAGUCCUCAUGUUACACUGCACUGGGCCAGUAAACCCCAGUGGGGGUGGUGAAACAACAGGGCAGAUGUUUCAGCACGUAUCAGGCCAGCUGGGCAGAAGCGGGCGUGGCACAGUGGAGUGAAGGAGAAGCCAGGCACUGGGCCUGGACCUCAGAGGUAUGGGAUCCAUGUGUAUACCAGCUGCCUCUAGCUGAACUGGUGUUAUUUGGCCACAAGCGUGGGUGCGCCCUCUCGUGGCUAUGUGCAGCGGUGUUUCUGAAGGACUUCGCUGGAUGUACUCUAGCAGUCAGACCUGACCUCAGGUACUUUCACUGCUUGGGUGCUGCAGUAGGACUGACCCUAUCCCUGGACCCUCCCCCUCUGCAGUCCAACAAAUAAAAGGUGCUCCUGAAUCAGGCAAGCUUAGAGGACCGCCAGGGAUGUGGGCUAGCACACAGCUGGAGCAACACACCUUCCAGGCUUCAUUAGUCCUAAGGUACCAACACCCUCGAACCUACCAGUUCACAGCCUGUGGGUAACAACUUUGAGAGUCGAAUGACCCUUUCACAGGGGUUGUUUAAAAUCAUCGGAAAAUACAGAUAUUUACAAUUCAUAACAGUAACAAUGAAAAAGUGAUUUAUAGCCUGGAGGGGGGAGUUCAUAACAUGGGGAAGGUUGAGAACCACUGCUUGAACCCCUUAUCUAUCCCACAGGACUGGGCCACUAUGUCAAAGUGCCCUAGCAUCUUAGGGGGCACUGUGAUAUCAAGUCUAAGUACAGUGGUUAGGGGUCUUCAGUCUAUGGGGGAAUGAGUUGUGCACAAACGGGACUCAGCUGUCUACCUGAGACUGUUCUAGUGAGGUGGGCCACUUAAUCGGGUUUGCUUAAUCAGAACCUGUCUAUACCCUGAACUACAUGCCUGAAGGGCCAGCUAGUCCCUAGGGUGCCUGGGACAGGCUGGCAAAGGGUGAGACCAGGUUGUAAGCUGCACUUGGCGCCAGAGGCCUGCCCAGGCCGUGGGCAGUGGUAAUGGGCAGACUUUAUGGUUUUCCUGUUGCGAGAGGAACCUAGCUCAGGGGAGCUAUUGUCCCCAAACAAUGGGCCUGGCUAAGACCCAUAAGGGCAGUGGCCCCAAACUGGGGGACCUCAUCUAUCUCGACCACCUCCUACUUUCAGUCCUCAACCUGACCUUGAGUCUCGCCUGUCCUGAGCCUUAUUCUGCCAUACUCUUGGUUCCUCCCAUCCCAGAUGACCCUGGCUGGAGAGGAGCAUGGAGAUCCUCCCAGAGCGUCUCCAAAGGGCUUUACUGCAUAAUGUGCCUUAUGUCCCAGCCCACCUUGAAGGCAGCAGAAUGGAGAGGGUGUCAGUGGCCCCUGAGCAGCGAAGCUGAGCUCUGGGGCCAGCCCUGCUGUUUGAUGGCCCAGGAGGCCCCAGCUUGGGCCAAGUAUGAAGAAGUCUGGCAGGCUGAAGGCAGGUGUAACUCCUGUUCCCUAGUAUGAAGGUUAUAAAUAGCUAUCUGCCAGGCACCUGGCCUCAGCAGAGCCUGGAGAGAUUAUCACAGCCUGACCACGCAGCAUGUCUGGGGAAUGGCCAGGUUCCCCUGCCCUGGGGAGCUGGAUUGACCCGUGCGCCCUAGCAUAGGUACAAGCAAGGGUCAGACUAAUGGGUGGAGGUGCAGCCUGUGAUAGCUGUUAAGCAGGAUCAGCAUGCCUUUUGCAGGGUGUGUGUUCAGAGGGUUAGAGUGGGUGGCAGUGGGGCAUGCCGGAAAUCCCCGCACUUGGUAAGGCUUUGAUACCAGCCUGUUCUACAGAGUGAUUCCAGGACAGCCAGAGCUACACAGAGAAACCCUGUCCAGGGCGGGGAGGAGGGUGGUUUAGGCUUGCUGAGGUGGCUUUCAUUACCUUAGGAGCCCUUGCUGCAGAUUAUGCUGGCUUGAGCUUCCCAAUUCCUGGAAAGCCAGGCACCACUGCCCUCAUCACCUACAGGACAAGCGCACUUCACAGGAGGGCAGACAGUGUACUCCACUUGGAGGUGAAAAAUAGGUAAUAAGCCAGUCAGUGGUGGCACACACCUUCAAUCCCAGAACUCAGGAGGCAAAGGCAGGUAGAACCCUGAAUCCUGCCUGGUCUACAGAGUGAGUUCCAAGAAGGCCAGGGCUACAACAGAAAAACCAAAUAAUAGUAGUAGAAAGCAGUUUUUAAACCAGACUCCUGUCUGUUAGCGCAUGUGUGCUCACACACACACAGAAACGCCCUUCCAUGACAAGUAUGGCAGAAAAGCUGAAGUCCAUCCUAUGUCCAUCACCUGCUGAGAGAAAAAAGACUGGCUACCCAGGUCACCCCGAGGCCCCGGUCACCUCCAAUCACAAAAAAAUGUUUCUCAGUCAUGAGUUAUUCACCGGACAGACACUGGCAAUGCCUCGGAGUAAAGCUGGUGAUAGGGGACAGCCCUCUCCUCCAGCUGCUUGUGGGAAAGAUUAGCAUGUGAUGUGUCUGCCCAUUGACAUGAAUUCAGAAAUACAGCAAGCAAACUAGUGUGAUGGCAGAUGUCUGGUCCCAGCACAGUGCUAGAAGCAGAGGCAGCCUCGACUACAGAGUGAGACAGAACAAAAGGAGGCAGAGGAAACUGCAGAGGGCAAUACAGGAACAAUGAGGCAAUGCUUGCUAGACAGCCAGGCAGUACCUGAGUGGUGUAGCAUGCUGGCCUUCUCUGUUAAAAACAGUGCCUGGGAAGAAUAGAACAUGCCAAAGAGCUGGGAGGUACGCUGUACAGGCACGGGAUGUGGGCUGAAGAAAGAAAAGACUGUCCCCAAGUAAGGGUCUAGACAGAGGCUCCUAGGGGUGAGUGAAAAAUGGGGUCUGCAAGGUGGACAGGGGUCUCUGGGCAGAAAAAUCUAGGAUGGCCCGGUGAUGGUGCUCCAGGCCAUUAAUCCCAGUACUUGGAAGGCAAGGGUCCAUGGGUCUCUGAGUUCAAGGCCAGCCUGGUCUAUAGAGCAAGUUCCAGGACAGCCAUGGCUACCCACAGAAUCUCAGUCUCAAAGAGUCUAGGAUGAUGAGAUGUAAUCAGGCUUAUAGAAGGUGUGCCCCAGCCUGGCCUUGGACAAGUAGUUUUCAAGAACAAGACUUCUGACGGGCAGUGAUGACUCAUGCCUUUAAUCUCCGCACUCAGGGAGGCAGAGGCAGGCAGAUCUCGAGUUCAAGGCCAGCUUGGUCUACAAAGUGAUUCCAGGACAACCAAGGCUACACAGAGAAACCCUGUCUUGAAAAACAAAAACAAAACAGGAAACCCCUUACCCCCCCCCCAAAAAAAAAAAGGACUUCCAGCCCACUGACAGUGAUUCAGAAAAUUGAGCCCUUGGAGUGGAGGCAUUGUCACAGGCUCAGGCUGCACACAUCUAUGUUCAGGCUGGAUGGAACACAGGUGUUAACACCC